AUGGCGGCCCUAGAAUUGUCUGGGGGCGGCCCGAAUAGAUCGUCUCCGAACAACACAUGGGGGCAGCGUCUACCCUUCAGAACCGAGGAAGGGCUACUUCGGCUCCCUGAGAUGGAGAACCUUUGCCAAGAUGGUGGACGCGAGGCCGGGCUGGCGUCACCGUCCUUUACCAAGAUGGCGGCGAGCAGCUUCCGGCAUGCGCUUCCCCCAAUCCUCUUCAAGAUGUCAGAGCAGAGGCGGCCGCUACUAGCGUCUGAGCGCUGCCUGAGGAGUGAGUGGCUGCGGCCUAGCGCCCGGGCAGGGACUAGGCGGAGCUGCGGCAGCCUCCGCCCCCGUCAUGAGCUGGCGGCGCCUCCUUCUGCCGCCGCCGCCGCCUCGCAGACUCGGGGAAAAGGGUGGGGGACGGUCGGAGCGCGGGGGAGGGUGGGUUCUGCUUUGCAACUUCUCUCCCGAUGGGAGAGCGCGGCGGCGGCUGCAGACUGGGCCGCCCAGACGUUGCGGCGGUGGGAGACCUGCCGGCACGCGACUCCCCUCGGGCCAAGAGUACGUAAGCGUCGACCCCCUCUUCUGCCCUCCCCUCCGUAUGCCUCCCCAGAGGGCGUGUCUGGCGGUCCGGCCCCGAGAGCGGCCGACACGCUGCGGCACCGUUUCCGUGCAACCCUAGUAGCCCGCGCUAAGUACCCGGCCAGCUCUGGAGUGGGUCGGGAGUCGCGGAGCUGGGCGGGGGCGGGAAGGAGGCAGCGAGAAGGCAAACUAGAGAAACUCGGCUUCCCUCCCAAGCCCGCCCCAGAGAGACCAGGUCAGUUCUCGCCGCCUCUCCUUCUUGCCGGGGGGUGGGGGGGUGAGGGGGGACUAGGAGAAGUCCUGCGCGCUCGGGGGGCGGCGGCCGGCCGCUACGUCCCGGGCCAUGCCGGGGGCCGGGGGCGUGUAGGCGCCGUCGGGGCCCCGGUGGCUGGGCCCCGGAGGGCGUGGGGGCGGGGGCUGCAGCCUCCUCUGCAGUUGCCGAGCGUCGCCAACAGGUUGCACCGUUCCCCGCCGCCGCGCGGCCCCUCGGGCGGGGAGCGGCCGGGGGUGGAGUGGGAGCGCGUGUGUGUGCGAGUGUGUGCGCGCCGUGGCGCCGCCUCCGCCCGCCCCCCGAUCGGUCCCGCUCGCUCGCCGCGGUCGGGCGGCCCUUUCCUCGAGUCUGUGACUGGAGCCCCAGUCACCGCCCGCCCGUCGGGGACGGAUUCUAGUGGGUGGAAGGAGACGCCGCACCCGGAGCUGCCGAAGCGGCGGGGCGCCGGGACGGAGGACGCGCGCCUGAGAGCCCCGGCUCGCUGGGAUCGGCGCGGGGCUGGGGGCUGGCUUGUCAGCCGGGAAAUGGGAGACUUUCUCAAAUAG
This is a messenger RNA of Odobenus rosmarus divergens (Pacific walrus), 1380 nucleotides long. RefSeq lists its product as uncharacterized. The record is from RefSeq and is a predicted model, not a curated record. Lineage: Eukaryota; Metazoa; Chordata; Mammalia; Carnivora; Odobenidae. The coding region runs from base 1 to 1380 and encodes 459 amino acids. The transcript has 5 exons.